ACUGGGGCAGCGCGCAACUCGACAGUUAGUUGGCUAAGUGGGACGGCCCCGUGUCAAACACAAAAUGGCUGGUCUACCCGGCCAGCGGGUUAUAUACAUUGGACUCUUAAUGACUCUGUUUGUUUCGACCUCAGCGGAUAAUUACUUCUUCCCCGUCACUGGUAACUGUACGAAUGGAUCACGCAAAGUGUUCAGAGUAUGGUCAAGUCAACCCAGACCUGGCUCCUUCCAUUGCAUCCAAUACGACGGCAUGUGUACGGAUGCAGACAUUCCGGACCACCUGAAGGACCCAGUGAACUUCAUGGGGAAGCCCCAAUCGUUGGAUGUCAGAGCGUACAGUGCACGAAUCCCAAGCAUAGGAUACAGGUCCGGAAUAAACGUGACAUGGACACCGCCACGGCAUGAGUCGAGGCUCACAGACCUGAAAGGUUUUAUGAUUCGCCUCUAUCCAGUACUGGGCACGGCUAACACGGCUUGUCGUGUGUUCGACUUCAGCCAGAACAAUUUCACUUCAGCAGACGUCAGUCUGUCGUUCAACAAAGAACUGUUUCCAGUUAAAGCUUGGAACGUCGUCUACAUGGUGGUCGUAACCACGCUCCCAACACCGAAAUCUGGAAAUGAAAUCCACUUUCACAGAUACCAAGGUGUUAGGCCACCCCCUCCAGGAAAUGGGACUCUUGGAUGGCCAAUUGACUGGUCGGCCCCUCUGUCGUACGACAACUCGACCCCCGGGGAGGUCAAGGUCGGCUUUGGUUUCGCGCCAGCCGAGUUUGGCUUCGAACGAUAUCAGCUGGAAAUUGUUGAAAAAGAUGCCAAGAAAGUUUACAAGUAUAUCAUCAUAAACCAGAACGAUUUAUCAGAUAAAACCUGGGCAUCCUGGACGUUUACUAAUGUAUUCAGCUCUACAUGGCGAGUUCGAGUUCAACCAAUCGAUCCAUUUUUCAACGAUUACCACAGAUGUCUGUGCUUCCGCGGAAUAAAUGCUUUGGGAAACAGGAACUGCAAAUCAUGUAUGAUUACUCAAAGUGCUGAAUUUACCACAGAGGGUUCAUCAUUACCACCUGUAUUGACGACAGCAACAACAACAAGAACAAAAAGAACAACGGCAACAACGAAAACAACGGCAACAACAACAACAACAACACCUUCAACAGAUUUUUCAAAAUCCACAAUGAACGGACCAGUCACCGACAUUGGGAAGAUCACCGGCUCGAUCGUUGGCACGAUUCUAGGUGUGGCUCUCCUUGCAAUUGUUGGCUGUGUUCUGUGGAUGAAACGCAAAUCACGCGCUGACACGAGCCUGAAACUGUUCCACAACAAUAACAACAAACCACAUCAUCGGGAUAUUUAUACCAUAACUCCAGGCCUUGCCACGAAGACAGUGUUUAUACUGAACGCAGACGACCAUCUGCACCACAAGCAGGUCAUAGAACAGUUUGGAGUCUACCUGCAGACAUACUGUAAAUGUGACGUCAUCUAUGCCCCGUGGCGCGCCAACGAGAUUCGGGCUCAGGGAAACGGCAACCUGUGGGCCAUCACUAACAUCAGCAGGUGUGACUACACGAUCAUCGUCAAUUCUGAGGCAGCAUUCAACCUCUUUGAAGCUGUGAAGGGCCAGGACCAGAGAACUAUGUACAAAAACCCAGACGCCAGCCCUGAGGGGGAUCUGUUCACCCCAUCCAUCAGGUAUAUAGUCUCUAAACUCGGUGAUCUCGAAUCAUUCCCCAAGUUCAUCAUGGCGUCUUUCGAAUAUACGAAAGAUGAGCACAUCAUCUCCGAGAUAAACCCUGGACUCCGGUACAAGCUGCCGAAACACCUUCCUAAUCUGCUGUGCCAUAUACACAAGCUGGACACUCAAGCUAUUACCAACGACCUGCCGUGUAGCGAUAAUAUUGCAGAUACGCUCGAAGGAAAGAAGCUGGAAAAGACUAUUCGCAUAGCUGCAGCCUUCGAGAGACGGAAUCCGAAAUGGUUUAAGGACCGGUACAUGAGGACAGAUUCUGGCUUUCAUUCCACUGCGCCAGACGAUCUCCAGUCACCCUCAGAGCAUCAUUUUGUUGAUCCUUCCUUAGACAAUUUUGGUGUGACGUCCGACACAAACAGUGCGUUCACGUAUUUACCAUCGGAAUACGCACAGGGCGACGACCCCGGAUACAACUUUGACCCAUUCUGUCCUGAUAGUCUGGAACCGCCCGAGGACAUAGGUCACUUUGAAAGUCUGAGCAUGACGCUGAGCGACCAGCUGAGAGAGGUGAACAGAUACUCGGACAUGGACGAGGAGCUGGGUCUAUAUCCUGAUGGUUUCAUUCAUCUUGACUGUCAGAGUCUGGGAGGGAAAAGUGUCUGAUGUCUAUAUGGCAAUCAUUCACGUGUUUAGGUCUCAAUAGAUUUACAUAGAAAUCCAGCGAAUAAUAUCAUCUUGCAAGAUCACACAUACAACAACAACAGCAGCAGCAGCAAUGUUAAUAACAAGACGCAUCAGACAAAAUAACUUUAAUGAGAAUAGCCAGGGCGUUGAUGGGGUUUCAUGUUCCCCCAAAUGACAUCUCAUUUACCCGACCAUCUUGUCGCCCCAUAACACACUUAAAGACAGUACAGGUAUGGCUACUCCAGUGAGAAUAACAACACAAUGGAACGCAACGUAACGCAACCUAACGUAACGCAACGUAACGUACCGUAACAUCACAAUGAUGCAACACAACACCACACAAUGCAAUACAGUACUACACCGCGACACAAGACAACACAAACCCACACAUACAAAGACAAGCUCACACAGAUUAAUAUAAUGAAAGACGGUUUUUGAAAUGUCUCGGUUUGAAUACAUUUAACAGUAUUGUCUUGUCUCACAUGCUUCUGUACCAUCACCAACUAAUUCCAGAUUCUGUUUUCAACUGAGAUGUGUUUAUUGAACUUCAACCUCACCCGCCAUAUGGAAACACUGCAACUGAUAACCACAUAAUCGAGUGGCCGCGUUUCGUGUUCCGCGCCAGGUCCCCGCCGCACCAAUAACCGCGCAAAUAGCGGGAAACUAACACUAGAAUUAUAAAUACUUCAGAAUUAUAUAUAAAAGGUUAUAUUUAAUGACACUCCAACAUUUUAAAUUACAGUUAUAUGGCGCUGGACAUAUGGUGAAGGACCACAUAGAUAAUUAGAGAGGAAACCCGCAUCCGCCACUCACUUGGUUAGUCUUUUCGAU
Messenger RNA from Gigantopelta aegis, 3199 nucleotides. RefSeq lists its product as uncharacterized. Lineage: Eukaryota; Metazoa; Mollusca; Gastropoda; Neomphalida; Peltospiridae. The transcript has 12 exons. The coding region runs from base 65 to 2347 and encodes 760 amino acids. Gene Ontology annotation, molecular function: interleukin-17 receptor activity. The record is from RefSeq and is a predicted model, not a curated record.